AUGGACCCCAAUAGUCCGAUGGCGCCGCCAUCACGAAGCGCAACCAUGCCAUUGCGAGACCCGCCUCCUGGGGCGGGAUACGGCGAUUAUGAUUACCCCGCGGCCACAAUGAGCGGAGAAAUGCCCCCACGCCCCAACACCGCCGGUAGUAUGCGACCUCCGCGGGCUCGGGCUCCGCCUGGUGCGCCUGGUGCACCUGGCAACGGCCUUGGUGCAGGGUUGAUGAUGCCUCCUCCUGACCCGACCAAUCGAGUUUCAUACGCGCCUAAGGAUUUCCUGGACACCUACUACGAUAGUAACAAUGAUGAUGAGCCCGAUAUGCCCAACUUUGAUGCAAUCCCGCAUAGCAAUGGCCCGGUAGAUGAGAUGGGUUUGGAAGCACCGAGGCCUAAGAUUCAGACACAAGGCUCUCCAGGCUCUCCAGGUAGCGGCCAAUAUGCACCCUAUUCUCCGGGUGGUCCAGUAACACCCCAGUCUCAACCCCAUUCGAAUCUUCGACAAGGCAAUGCGCCUAACGAGUUUGAAAAUGCCGGCUUCAAUUUCGGUAUUGGUGGUGACACUUCACCGGCUGCUUCUGGAUAUGGAAACUCACCCAAUGGGUACGAUCAGUCUGGUGGCUACUUCCCUCAUGAAGCUGCGCCUGCAUAUUCUGCAGCUCCUCCGGGUUCUGUUCCUCCCGGCCCCCCCGGCCACCAAGGAUAUCCGUAUGAAAAGUCACCCGAUGCUCAGCAAAAUCUUGAUACUAUGCCCUCUCGCGGGACACCCUUCCGACCAGGCCACGACCAAGCCGCAAAGCCCGCACCAGUUCGAAACUACAACAACGCGCCCGCGCCCACGCAAACCCCAGCUGCUGCUCCUCAGCCAGCGACUACAGAUGGUCAGACCCCCAUCACACAUGAUGAGCUUGAGAGAUUGCAACAAAAGGCCCGAGGCAAUCCUUCAGAUCAGGCGACUCAGCUUCUACUAGCAAAGAAGUUAGUGGAGGCUGCCACUGUUCUUGUGGCAGAAAAUAGUCGGCUCGAUCCCAAAACAAAAGCAAAGGCAAAGGAGAAGUAUAUCGGCGAUGCACACAAAAUAGUGAAGAAACUAUCCCAGGCCGGAUACGCAGACGCACAGUUCUACCUCGCUGAUUGCUAUGGAGAAGGUCAGCUGGGAUUGGAAGCUGAUCCGAAGGAGGCAUUCAACUUAUAUCACUCUGCUGCAAAGGCUGGCCACGCCCAGUCAGCGUACAGAGUGGCUGUCUGCUGUGAGAUCGGCUCGGAAGAAGGCGGUGGAACAAAGCGGGAUCCGUUCAAAGCUGUGCAAUGGUAUAAGCGUGCGGCGGCUCUGGGCGAUACACCAGCGAUGUAUAAGAUGGGUAUGAUCCAUCUCAAGGGUUUACUUGGGCAAGCUCGCAAUCCUCGCGAGGGUGUUUCGUGGCUCAAGCGUGCAGCUGAACGUGCCGAUGAGGAGAACCCACAUGCCCUUCACGAGCUGGCUCUCAUGUAUCAAACCGCUUCCGGCAAUGAUUCGAUCAUUCGCGACGAGGCAUAUGCCAGUCAACUCUUCCACCAGGCUGCCGAAUUGGGCUACAAAUUCUCUCAGUUCCGUCUCGGUACUGCAUACGAGUAUGGUCUGAUGGGAUGCCCCCCUGAUAACCGCAUGAGUAUCAUCUGGUACACUCGCGCUGCUGCCCAGGGCGAACACCAAAGUGAACUUGCUCUUAGUGGCUGGUACCUUACGGGAUCAGAGGGAGUUCUGCAACAGAGCGACACAGAAGCAUAUCUCUGGGCGCGGAAAGCAGCUACGGCUGGACUUGCCAAGGCCGAGUAUGCUAUGGGUUACUUCACCGAAGUCGGAAUCGGUGCCGCUGCUAAUCUGGAUGAUGCGAAGCGAUGGUACUGGCGUGCAGCGGCGCAAGGUUUCCCCAAGGCAAGGGAACGUCUUGAAGACCUCAAGAAGGGUGGAGGCAGAAUGCAAAAGACCCGUCUCUCUCGCGCCGCUUACAACAAGCAAAGUGAUGGAGACUGUGUUCUGAUGUAA
Molecule: messenger RNA, 2022 nt
Organism: Penicillium longicatenatum
Lineage: Eukaryota; Fungi; Ascomycota; Eurotiomycetes; Eurotiales; Aspergillaceae
Exons: 2
Coding region: 1-2022 (673 amino acids)
Molecular function (GO): protein binding
Source: RefSeq, a predicted model, not a curated record